Molecule: messenger RNA, 11571 nt
Organism: Mytilus trossulus (common blue mussel)
Lineage: Eukaryota; Metazoa; Mollusca; Bivalvia; Mytilida; Mytilidae
Product: protein unc-80-like
Exons: 58
Coding region: 112-10347 (3411 amino acids)
Biological process (GO): monoatomic cation homeostasis
Cellular component (GO): axon; cation channel complex
Molecular function (GO): monoatomic cation channel activity
Source: RefSeq, a predicted model, not a curated record
GAUUCAGAUCAAUAAACAGAUAAGAGAGUUCCAGUAAUACGCCAUUUUUGAUGCGAAAGAGAAAAUUAAAGAUGGAAGGGUGUAAAUAUUUAAUGAAGAAGCAAUUAUAAAAUGCCUAAGCGUAAAAAUCUGUCUGGAGAUGAUGAUCAAUCGAUUCCAUUGCCUAUCCAGGCUUUUUUCUGGCGUCAAACAAGUCCAUUUAUAAGACCAAAGAGAGGAAAAUUAUGUGAAGCAGCUGUAGUUUCACUGGAACGUGUUGUUGUGCAGAAUAUCCUUCAUGGAGCCUCCCCCAGUCUUUGUGAGGCUAUUCAGAGUGUAUCUAGAUGGAAGGUUAUACAAGCAGCAUUUCCACAUGUCAUGCAUGCAUGCUCUUCACUCUUGGCUGCUUGCAAACAAAACCAAACAGAAAGAAGACUGGGUCCUAGUGAGUCCAAGUUAUUGUACAUCCUUCAUUGGAUAAUACUGGAUGCUGCCUCAGAAUGUGAAGACCUAGAAUCUGACCCAUCCAGAGUUGAAAGUUCAGUACAGAUGCACACACUUACCACAAUACAGCUGUUUAUUUAUCUGUUUGCUCCACUUAUUCACCUGUUGGAAAUAUCAGAUUUUCAAACAUUGAAGUUAGAAAAUGGGCUUCAGCUUUGGCAGCCAUUGUGGGACUAUCGACAACCAGAUAUCACUUGCUUUGCUGCUCCAGUUAAACCCCAACGUAACAUUCUGAAAGCACAGAGAAACAUGUUUAAACUUAAUACAAAUGCUGCUAAUAUUUACAUUGGGAAAGGUUCAUCUCGAGAUAAUUUGGCCUUUCCCUUUGGUGACCCUGUAAGCAGACGGACCAGUUGUAAUGAUCAGUCACCUGGUGAUGCUCCAUUGGUUACCAUGAGUGACAUAUGUCAUUGGUCAAUGACAGAUUCACAGUCUGCCAACAUGGAGGUCAUUUGUGAAUUUUGUAACACGGUUGUUCCCAGUGGGAAUUCUGCCGGAAAGACAUGUCAAUGUGGGAAAAAGAAUAGUGUUUAUAGUAUUUCAUCAGAUUUCAAAAUGCCACCUUUUCAGAAGAAAGAUUCUAUUGAUCGAGAAUUCAAUAAAAAUAGACUGAUCAGUGCUGUGAUGAGUGGAACAAAGGCACCAGGGAUGUCUGACAUCCUUAGUGCAAGUUAUUUUGAUGUGGCUGUAUUAAGAUGUCUGUUUUGCCUUCAUUGGUCCGAGGAGGGAAUUUAUUGGGCAUUACGUUAUAUUCAACAGAGAAUGUUAGAAGUAUGUGAUGAAAAUACAAGACUUGACCUUUCUGAGAGGGAAAGAAGUUACUCCUUACCAAUACCUGAUAUCCAAAUUCUACAGAGAAAUAGUACAAUCACUCCAACAUUUCAAAAGUUUCUAGAGUUAAAGAAACACAGGAGAGAAAAACAUCUGCUUGAUAAAGCUAAACAAGCUGCUGCCAAAACUCUUCAGACUAUCCCAAGUGAAUCAAUUAUCAAUGAUGGAAACCUAAUAGAUGAUAGAAAACAACCUCCGUUAAAGAAAACUCGUGUAGAUGAGUUAAAAUUGAAAUAUGAAAAGUAUAUAGACUCAAGAAACCCUUCACCAGAAAAAGAAGUUCCUAGUGUCACAGAUUCCUCCUCUAGUUCAGGGUCUGCUGCAGACAAUGAAGGAAGCAGUUCAAAAAACCAAAGCUAUAAGAUCAACCCUGGUUUUCUGUCUGCAAGUCAGGGUACGUCUCAUAGUGUUAAAAUAAAACUGGCAGAAAAUAAAAACCCCCCUCCUCAUGCUCCUCAUGACAUGUCUGACCAGGAAUCUGCUGAGAGUAGUAAUGAAUCAUCUAUCUCCUCCCAUCAAGGAGACACAUUCACAGCAAAGGAAAAUAAAAAUCCAAUAAUAAUGGUGACAGAACAUACCCCUAAACACAAAGAAAAAAUGUUGGCUAUGUUAGAAAAGAGUAUGGAAGAUGAACAGAAUGACAGCAGUAAAUUACUAAAGCCAUCAGAUAAAAUACCACGAAGCAUGACUGAUUCAGAUAUAAGUUAUCAAAUUGAAGAAGAUGUGGGUGAAGUAUCGGGGUCAGUUUAUUACAUACAAGAUAACGGACAAUUGAAUUACAAGAUUGUUUUACGUGCUGUACAUUUUAUUUCAACCAAUCAAAGAAGCCAGCGUGUUGCUGAAGUAUUACUGAAUAUUAUAAAUUGUCUGCUGGAUUUAGAUAUUAUAGAGAGAAAAAGUGACAUUCGGUCUAAACCAGGGGAGACAAAUCCUUCUGAUCCUACGGAGGAAAAAAAGACUCCCUCAAAAUGUGAUCUGGCAAUGGGAAAAGUUACAGCUCAUGGUUUAGCUAUGGAUAGUUUGAUUAGUAUUUUCAAAUCUCUUGGAUGUCCCAAUGGAUGUGGUGAUGGACUACAUGGUAGCUAUGGUGACCAUUUGAGGGCCAAAGGUCAUAACUGUCUACAGCGCCUGCAGCGAAUUAAUUCAGGAUUGUUCAGAAGCUAUUUAAGAGAUACAGUUAAGAAAAUGCCAGUUCAAGAAACAAUAGAUUUUCUUCAUUCUUUCUUAGGAUUCUGUAUCGAUCCUACGACUAUACGUCAAGCUAGUCAAACACCAGGACAAGGCUUUUUCAAGUCCUCAUCAACAGAGAGAAUGUCAUCCCAACAGAAUGGUUUCCAUAACAAUUUUGGUCACAGUAUUGGUGGAUUGGGAUAUAGAGGUGUGGAGGGAGUACUGAUAACCAACAUACUCAAGCCUUUUAUUUCUAAAUGUGUAGAAAAUACAAGGGAACUCUACAGCAGUGACAAUAUCAGUAUGUUUUGUGAUAUACGUCAGUUUAUAGCCUAUGUAAAGGAGAUCCAUGGUGGAACAUUUAGGAGAGUGGAACUGAGUGGACUUCUGGAUUCAUUGGAUAAACUGAAGAAAAAAGAAAAAGAAAGGGAAGAAAAGAUAAAGAAAGUUAUACCUAUGAGGAGGACAACUUCUCAGACAUCUGAAAGUGGUGAUGAAAAAGAAAGUUCAAAGAAUGCAUCUCCUGCAUCUGGGGAGGAGUCUGGAAAACCAAAGAAAUCACUCUUCAAAAAGAAGAUAAAAAAGUCAUUGGCCUUACAAACGUUGUAUGCUGCUAGUGAUUCAGAAUUAAUGGAUGAAAUGAGACAGAAUAAACAGGGAUCUAAUACAGAUGAUGACUCCAUAAGUGGAUCUGGAAUAACAAGGAGAAGAUUUAGCAAGUUUCAUAUUGGUUGGAAAAGAGCUGCUAAAUCUGACCACGAAGAGGAAGCAAUGAGUGAUCCCCACCCCUUGGACAGGAGGGAUAGUAAAAGUGACAUACAGGUUCCUAGGGCAGUACUGAAAGGAAAAAUGUCAUUCAAAACAGCUAGUCAUGCUGCCAUAUCUCUUAUAAGUUCCAGUAAGAGAAUACAAGGUGGACUGAAGAAUCUUGGAAAAAGAAUGAAUAAAAGAGGGAGUACUGAUGGUUGGAAAAACAAAGACCAGGCUCAGAAUGAUGAUACAGACCUUGAUUUUGUUUUAACUAGAGAAAAGAAACUGGUCGACAAAUUUCUGAUUAAGUCAGGGAUGUUAAGAUUCUCAUUUCUUCUGGAAUGUUGUCAUCCUGGUUCCAUUCCUGAUCCACAGCUUAUUGCUGCUAUGUUAGAGUUGGAUGCUCCUGUCAUAGCCAGAGCUUCACUUCUGUUAGAGUGUGCACAAUUUAUCCAUCGUUGUAACCAUGGAGACUGGCCUAACUGGAUGAGGUUGAAUAUUCCAAGUUUCCGUAAUUCUGCAUCAGCACUACAGAAUAGAGGUCAGCCAUCAGGAUACCGUAGAACACUUACUUUACAGAAAGCUGCUGGUAGAAUGUUUUACAGUUGGGCAGAGAACCUAGGCCUGAUGAUGGAGUAUAUACUAGCUAAAGAACACAAAGACAGACAGAAGAUAAUCAGUGAUAUACAAAGUGAGACCACCAGGAAAGAAUUAAAGAUAUGUGAUGAGGAUGAAGAUUUCUUAGAUGAAGGAACAGUAAAUGUUACUGGUUCGUCAUGUCCAUAUGCUUUGAAAAUGAUGGCUUGUUUAGUUCUGCAAGAAAUUACAACAUUCUUAAGGGAAACUUUCAGAGAUCUUCCAAAAGGUCGAAGUCCAAGACGUGAUACUCCUUGUCCAGAUCGAUCUGCAGCUUCCAGAAGAUGGAGCAGUAUAGUCAGCAGUCCAAUCCAUUCCCAGAGUUCUGAGUCCAAUAUGGCUGAUAUGACUCAUUCUGCUUCAGGAGUAACUGUUGGAAGUCCUGGGACUGGAGACAGAAAGAUUAGCUUUGCUGUACUUGGUGAGAAGUCUGACUCUGUACACAGUAGUACCACAUCCCUAUCUGCCAUUGAUCCAGGCAUGCCACCUCAUACACCUAACGAAGAAAGGAAGGGGAGACGACUUGCUCAAGGCAGACCAAAGUUACUCAAACAUUUCAGGCGAGGGUCUGGAGCUAACUCAAGCUUCAGACAUAACAGAAGUUUUAGACUCAAAAGACAAGAAGGAGGAAGUAUAAAAAGAUUUGGUAGUAUAAAGUCCCGUAAGGUCAGUAGUCAGUCAUUGCAAUCAGACAAAGUAAUGGGGGGAGAUGAGGAUCAUGACGAUAUAGAGUCUGUACUUAGUGAUGAAAAUGAACAAACUGAUGUCCCGGAAACUGAUGAUUUCAGCAUGUGUAGAAAUAUGCCAUGGGUUAGGGUAGUAGUACAACUGGCCAAUCUGUCUAACUUUAUCUGUACCCACCAGAAUUACUGUCACCCUGAUUGUUACGAGAGACAAAGAAGGUCAUGUUCUCGUAUGAUCACUGCCAUGAAAAAAGUUUAUACGUCCACAGAAAAUGAUAGCGAAGACCAAGAUAAAGCUAAAUUAGACAGCAAAGAAAUAUUCAGAGAGAGGCUGAGAAGGAGGGAGUCAGUAUUUCACAGUUCCUCACCAACCAGGAGAAGAGAAAGUACUCCAUUAUUAGAAAAGAUAAAAACUGAUGUAUCUAUGGGUAAAAUGAAACUAACUUCUACAUGGAAAAAGGAAGAAAAACUUAAGGAAGUCAAAGAAGAUACACCUAUCAUGAAAUAUAUCAACUCACAGGCUCAGAAGUUAACCCAGUGUCCUAUGGGAAUACUAGCAAAAGCAGCUCCAAUCCUGACAGAUGAUAAUUUUUCUGACAUUUUACCAGUAGCAUGGGAGCUAAUGAUAGAAAAUGACCAGGAACUGGCUGCUUCAGCAGCAUCUGUGUUCCUAUUAACAUCUGUAAAGGCUCCAGAAAAAGCACAGAGUCUGAUAGUGAAACAGCUCCAGCAUGAAGAUGCUGCACAGAGAGUUAACGCUGUACUCAGAUUUGGAACUCUAUGGAAGUUUCGACAUCAGGUAUGGCCAAGAAUGGAAGAUGGAGCUAACCUUUUCUUUAAGCUACCACCACCUAACAUAGAUUUUACACUUCCGUCACCAACCAUUGGGUUACCAAUGCAAUCAGUUGUAGAUCCUCCAUGGACACCACAUUUUAAAGCCAAAAUAGAGGAAGUCACAGUUAACCAAGAAGAAACUAAAUCCUUAGUGACAGCAACAACAACAAGGAGAAAAGAGCAACAGGAAAUGAUAAGGAAAGCUCUUCAGGCAGAGGAGGAGAGAAAACGCAUUGGAAGAGAGAAUUUCCAGAUGACAACAGUGCCAGUACCACAGCUAGCUGCUGACGAACCAGCUCUUCAUCAUGCUACUGAUGAACAUGAAGAAGUGGCAGUGAUACCUGAAGAGCUUAACUUGGCUGCACGACGUGUGUCCCUUGCUCCUGCUAAUCGUGCAAACAUGCAGGGUCGUAGCUUGUCCUGGAGGAAUGGAAGCGUACAUUGGUCACGUGGUAUGGAAGGAGAGGAGGAGAGAACAGAACAUGUACAUCAUGUGCAGAUGGCUCAAUCAUUUUUCCCAUCAUGCAUCUGUGCUUGUGUUUUACCAAUUAUUCACAUGUUGGAUGAUGGAGAUGUCAACAGUGAAGGCAUAUCAGUUUCUGAGGUAUCAGAGAAGGUUAUAUGGAAUGCCUUAGUAGAUGAUCCGGUCCUGUUUCUACGACAUUUCCUGGAGAAGUUAACUGUGAAAGAUAAAAUGGACAAAGUAGAAGAGUUACUGUUCUUGUUACGAAAGUUGAUCCUGCAUUUUCAGGACCUUCCAGCACAGAUGGCGCAUUCUUUGUUCAAUUAUCUUAUUGGAUAUGUAAUGUUUUAUGUGAGGAGUCCAUGUGCUGGAAGUCAAGAGGCAAUUGGUGGAGCACUAGCUCUCAUUUGGCAGGUAAUACCUAGCGUUGAAGGAAUCUACUUCAAAGAUUUGAAACAGACACUUAAGAAAGAGCAGUGUGACCCCUACUUGUUGAUAUCUGCUAUGGUACCAAGUGCUAAGAAGAUUAUUGUUCAUGGUCCAGACCAAACCAGUAUUCCUACUCAGUUACCAAUACAUGAGGACACCCAGUUUUCCCAGAUUCUACAAGAAAGUUUGGAAUUUUUCAAUAUUCCUGAGGAAGACUAUCCAUCUUACUUCCUGGUUGACAGUAAAUCUAGAAAUCAAAAGAAAAAUAAUGACCAGAUACAUAACCUGAACUCUUAUGUGAGGGAUUUCUACUUCUUCCGACGUAACUUUUAUCCACAGCUGAGUCUGGUUAAUAUAAAUCCUGAUAAAGCCUUUCAGGAUCUAGAUAAACAGGCUUUUACCCUGAAAUUUGUAGAAAUAGGGAAGGUACUAUUCACUACUGCUGUUCUUAAGAAUACACCACCACAUCAGUUACAAAACCAUGUGUCUUUCCUUCAUGAGGAGUUUUUGAAAUUGCCAUCUUUCCCAAGGAAAGCUCUUGAAGCUGAGUUUGGACUGUAUGCAGGCAAUUGGGGACAGGAACUUUAUGGACUAGAUACUCUCCACAAGUACUCAUGGGUUAAGUUGAUGACCACCAUGUUUGACUCAAUGACCAGUACAUUUGCAUGGUCCAGUGACCUUCAGCUCUUCCUCAAUGUCAUCAAUGGCUGUAUCAUUCUCCAUUGUGAAGAUUCAGCUAUGUUGCGCUUCUGCUUGAUGUCACUUAUCAACACUUGUAUACACUUCAAGUAUAUCUUCUCAAUGAAUGGAUUUAUGUACAUCAUGCCUAGCCUGUUAAAGACCUACAGUAACAACCAGCCUAACCCAGUGUUGUGUUCAGCAAUACAAUUUGUAUGCAAGACCUUUUACAUCUUACACAGAAAACCAUUUAUUUUACAGAUGUUUGGUAGUAUUGUGCCAUUGUUGGAUGAGUCUUCAUCAGAGACUGGUAUUGUGGACUGCAGAAAGAUUCAACCAGAUUGUUUGUUUGAGCUACUCAUGUCAUUAGGGAAAGACUGUCCUGAUAACUUAUGUGUUCUAGAUUUAGUUCAAAGUGAAAAACCUUUGAAAGCUUUGGAUUUCUGUUAUGAGAAUGACCCAGAUAGACUUGCUAUGAUAGAUGUGAUAAAUAUGUGUGUUACAGUGAUAGCAUAUGCUCCAGACUCCUUCAGGAGUGUUCAGAUGCUGAAAAUAUUGGAAGUAUUAAUACCAAGAUACCUGAGUCACCUAAAGAAAGACACAAACCAGAGAGACAACCCACCAGCAGCCAGAUCAGAAAUCAAUGUCAUUUCUAACAUAGCUAUAUCUAUUAAGGCAUUACUUUGCUGUAGUGAAUUCUUUACCAGAAACAUGAGUCUUCCACAAAGACAGUUUGACUUGGAAAAGUCUUCAGCUAAGGUUCAAAGUAAUCAUUCACCACUAGGUGGCACUAGUUAUUAUGAUGACAGAGAAGAUUCGCAUGCAAGCCGUCACAUGGAGGAAGGAAGAAAGAAAACUUACGUCCAUGACUUAGAUGAUACAGACAUGAAAAAUGAUUUCCGUAAACCAAGAGACCUCCUCCUGAAUGUCAUAGCAGACUUCUACUCCACCUGUCAAGUCAGACUGAAAGAGUUACGUAGAAUUCUGGCGGACCCCUCAUACAGACCUACUGAUCUCCUGGACUCAAAAUCUCAUAAUAGACUAGCAGAAAUUGCCAACACUUUGUUAAAGUUAGCUCCAUAUGAUGCCGCAACUUUGGGUUGUACUGGUCUUCAGAGGUAUAUGGUAGAAAUUCUUCCUAUAACUGACUGGAAGCAAGAAGCUGUUAGACCUGGAUUAAACUUGAUCUUGAGGAGGCUUGACAGAUUAUUUAACAAGAUAUCAAAGAAGUCUUCGUUGAGGAGACAAGCUGAUUGGGAUGCAGCAGCCAAUUUACUGAAAGGCGUAUUUCUUACACUGAGGAAAUUUCAGUAUAUUGCACACCUCCCACACCUGAAGACCCUGGUCAGUGCCCUACUAAGUAUAGUGCUAUGUGGACCAGGAGGUCCUAUUUUUCCCGACAGUCUGACCAUGCAGGGAAGUCAGCGUAGUGAACAGAUUUGUCAUACAACACCACCAUCAUUCUGUAGUGCUGUUAUCAAACUGGUGGCCAUGCAAAUGCAGGCUCUGGGGGACCAGUUCAAUUUAGAACAGGUUAUAAGUACCGUGUCCACCUUCACAGUGUCUCCUGAUAGAUCUGUUAGUGUGAUGGUUAACUUUAUAUUACCUCUGUGUAUCAGGAUGGGAGCAGGCAGGAGAGAGACACCAAGACUGAGGCAUUGUGAUGUUAGUUAUGCUUUGUCAAUGAUACUGAAUAUGCUGAGUCCUCCACCAUUCCAUGCUGCACAGACACAACAUAAUAAUGCCAACCAGAAACCAGGUCAUCACCAUCAUCUGUCCAUGACUGAAAACCAUAGGUGUAGCAGCUUCUCACAUCAUUUGGACAAACGAACAGAUAAUGAACUGGUUCUUCAUGUGGCAUUUCUAGGAUUAGAGAUAUUGAUGACCUGUUUUGACAAAGUCUUGUCUUCAGAAUGGCAUAAAGUAGCCAGAUGUAUCCAAGAUAUGGUUUCCAAAGGAAAAGUAUCUUUACCAUUCUGGAAGUUCCUGGAUUUCAUUGUGACUUACAGACCAUCUUUGUAUCUAAUGCUGCAUCCAUUUAUACAAUUCAAGAUGAUGAAAGUGAACUGUGACAUGGCACAGGAGUAUUAUUUACAGCAAACCAUCAAAGACAAGCUACAGGGAUAUAGUUUCCAACACCCUAAAUGUAGUGCUGGGGUGGUACUUAUGUUAGCUGGGGAGUUACAACAGAUAAAAGAAGAUAUAGCAGCUGUAGGGGCAGUUGCAGGCGAAUAUAGAUCAAGAACAUGCACCAUGACAACAGACAGAUCCCAAUCACAGUAUCAUGAUCACAGGAGACAUGCCAGUAUUACUGAUGUUAACACAGAAACAAUCAUAUCUGCCACCAAACCAUCACUAGCUAAUAUUGGCAAGAGGGCGAGCAAAGCUACUAUACUAUCUCAGAGUUCAUGUGCAAGUGCACCAUUCAGAAAUACAGUGCUGACUUCUAGUGUUGAUAGUGCGAGUGCCAGUCCUGACAUGGGAGACAAGAGAACUCGUAGAAUUUCAGCCAGAGAUGGCAGUAGUAUUUUGGAGAAGUUUCAAAGGCCAACCAUUGAGGAUAUAUCUCCUGGAGAUGCAGCUGUUAUAUCAGACCCACCUAGACUAACGAGACAACCAACGAUUUGUUUCCGUUCACCAGAGACCUCCAAACAGAGCAGUAUUGAUGAGGAGAUCCCUGCCUCUGUGUUAUAUGAGAAUGAAGAAUAUGUAGAUAUGCCUAAUGGAGGAGGGGCAAUUGGUCCAACCAAUGAUUUAGAUCCAAGACCACAUCGCUUGCAAAGACAGGACGCCAAGAGUCGUAAAACUUUUAAACGUAAGCGCACGGCCACAAAGACCACAAGUAUGAGAAGAUACUUACCUAAGAGCCAUCAUCACGACACCUAUAGUGACGCAGAGAGUCAGAGCUUGGAUACUUCUCCUACACACAGAAUGUACUCCUACAGAAAUGCUGAGCAGGAUAUAGCUAGACUCCAACAAGCAAGAGCUGCUCUGGGAAAAGCUCAUUCACCAAGCUUGGCUAGAUCUGAGGAAAUGCUUCCAGAAACAGUAGAAAUGAAGACCAACAGACAAAGAUAUAUACAAAGAUCUAAGUCACAUGAUGACCCACAUGUUGACUCAGCUCCUGGAACAGUCAAAGGUCGUAUUGCCAGACAAGGGGCUAGAAUCGUCAGAUCAAGGUCGCCAUCCAACAGCCCAGUACGUUCACCUGUGAGGUCCCCUGUACAAAAUGCUGCUAUCUCACAAGCAUAUAUAUCACACUACGACUCUACAGACUCAUUAAAUACUAAUGAGUUUUCUUCUCUGCUGAAAGAAACUGAAAGCACUGACUCGUCACCCACUGUUAGAGGUUGUUAUACAAAGAGAGGAUCUAGAGACACUGUUGUAUAGAGGUUGUUAUACAAAGAGGGGAUCUAGAGACACUGUUGUGUGAAUACAAAUCAAAAUUAAUUUAAAUGGAACAGCCCUAUAAAUUAUCUUUAAAAAAAAUGUUAUAUUAAAAUAUACUAUUACAAAAUGAAUUUGUGAAACAAGAAUUAUUUUUUGGUUAUAUUUUUUUUAAUAAGUUUAUUUAGGGUGCAAAACAAUACCCUGUGAAAACAAUGGAAUAUGUUGUGUCUUAUUUUUUUGUUUAGAUUCUGAUGCCUUUGAAAAAAAAAAUGAUUGUCAGAACAAUUAAUGAUAUGAAUAUUUAUAUUUAAUUUAUUCUGAAGGCAAUAUUUAAAAAGAUUAUGAACAGUUUUUGUAUGUAUUAAGUUCUAAGAGAUCAAGUGACCUGAGGCCAUUUAGAAAUGACUGUGUGAUUCAAGGAUGACACCCUACUGGGGCCACAUUAAAUAAAGUCAAAAAUGUUUAUGAGUAUACUGCUGAUAUAUAUGAUGUGAUACCCAUAUUAGAUUUUUUUUAAAUUUUUUUUUAUAAUUUACUAAAAUUGUAUUUCCAAUCCGCAUUCAAAACAGAAUAAUGGGAUGCUAAAAUAUAGAUAUAAGAGAAUACUGGUGAAAGGAAUAUAAAGGAUGGAGAAAAAUGUCUAAGAAAUAUAGAAUACAGACAUGGCAGAACACCUCCUAGACCUCUGUAUAAGUACUGUAAACAUGGAAAUAUGCACUGAUUAUUUCCUUUAUUUUCAUUAAAUACACUAAAAUGUCCCUUGUUCUAAAAGUUAACAUAGAUAAAAAAAAAAUAUACUUAUAUUAAGGAUUUAUUAAUGUGUUAUUGUUUGAUAUUCAAGUUACUAGUAAUUUUAUCCUUGCGAAAAAUAUAUUGCAUUGAAAUUACAAAAAUAAUAACCAGCUGUUAUAAAUUUAUUUUUAUGUUUACAUGUUUACAAUACUUAGUAAUUAGAAAUAGUAACAAGCGACUGGUGCUUAUUUAAGUUACACAAAUCUUAGUAAAUGCCUAUAUAGGUACUUUCCUUUAAAAUUUUACUGAAAGUUAUUACAACAAUGCAUAGACUUACUUACAUGCUUGCUGAUAUCAUGUAUAUAUUUUUAACUGACAUAUUUAAAGUACAAUCAUAAUUUAUAUUUUAUUUUCAUUUAUUUAUUGGUUGUUUAUAUUGUUACUUUUGUAGCUUUUAGGCUGUUAUAGUUCAAUAAAAGAGUGUGUAUUUUA